Messenger RNA from Tigriopus californicus, 2104 nucleotides. It is a transcript of the gene mRNA-cap, whose product is annotated as mRNA-capping enzyme-like. Gene Ontology annotation, biological process: protein dephosphorylation; 7-methylguanosine mRNA capping. The record is from RefSeq and is a predicted model, not a curated record. The transcript is spliced from 8 exons. Gene Ontology annotation, molecular function: mRNA guanylyltransferase activity; phosphatase activity; mRNA 5'-triphosphate monophosphatase activity. NCBI's taxonomy places the organism in Eukaryota, Metazoa, Arthropoda, Copepoda, Harpacticoida, Harpacticidae. Bases 171 to 2024 code for a protein of 617 amino acids.
AGACAGCAGAGUCUCACCAGUUACAUGUUUAUUCUCUCGUCGGAAAGUGCGUCCUGGACAGUGUCCCGUGUCUGUGUGUGUGCCUGCGUGUCGGUCUAUUGUGAGCCGUGUGUUUCCGACCUUUGGUGGGCCGGCCAGGUGUCACACCCCUCCCUCCCUCCCUCGGCAGCAUGAGUCACCGGGAUCCGGGUCCACCCCCGCCUCGUUGGAUUCAUUGUCCUCGGAAAUCGCACGAUUUGAUCGCGGGCAAGUUUCUGGCCUUCAAGACGCCCUGUGAUCAACGGUUCGACCCGCAAAUCGAGCCCCAGUUUCGGUUCCCGCCCAGCAUGAUCUUCGACUCCAUGAAAGGCUACAAAGUCAAGAUUGGUCUGUGGAUUGAUCUGUGUAACACAUCGCGCUAUUAUGACAAGACUUUGGUCGAGAACGUGGGUUGUAGUUAUGUCAAACUACAUUGUCGCGGUCACGGAGCCGCACCCACUCCCGAUCAAGUGGCCGCCUUUGUCAGUUUGUGCUCCAAAUUUGUGCGUCAGAACCCGUUGGAGAUCAUAGCAGUUCAUUGCACUCACGGCUUCAAUCGCAGCGGGUUCCUCAUCGCUUCAUAUUUGGUCCAAAUCGACGAUUGGAGUCCCGAAGCCGCCGUUGAGAACUUUGCCCGAGCUCGGCCCCCGGGAAUAUAUAAGGACGACUACCUUCAAGAACUCUUUGCUCGAUAUGGUGAUGCAACGGAUGCGCCGGCCGCUCCGCCUCUGCCCGAAUGGUGCUUUGCCGAAGAUGCCGAAGACGAUGUGGACGAUGAUGGACACGCUCAAAACGGUGGGGCCAGUAAUUCCAAUGGGGCUGGAGGCUCAUCCGGCUCGUCCUCACGUCGACGAGAGUCCAACAAGAAGAACCCAACUUUCAUGGCUGGGAUCUCUAAUGUUCAUCCGGUUAAACAGCAACCUCUCUUGGGUGAAAUUCAAAAGAAGUUCCAAUACCUGUGCAAAUGGCGAUCAAACGGAUUCCCAGGAUCCCAGCCAGUUUCCAUGGACCGCGUCAAUGUACGCAAUUUGGAAGAAAUGCCAUACAAAGUAUCAUGGAAAGCAGAUGGGACGCGUUACAUGAUGCUCAUCGAUGGACUCGAUCGGGUCUUCUUUGCUGAUCGUGAUCAUUGCAUAUUUCAAGUUGAGAAUAUGAAAUUCUUUCACCGAAAGAACCGCAACAAGCAUCUGGAAAACACCCUGGUGGAUGGUGAGAUGGUGAUCGACCAAGAUGGUACCAAGUCCAUUCCCCGGUACCUCGUUUACGAUAUUGUGACCUUCGAAAACGAGCGCGUGGGUGAAGCCACGUUUUCAGUCAGAGCUCUCUGCAUCGACAAAGAGCUCAUCAAAUCGCGAGCUCAAUACGCGGAAGAAGGUCUCAUCGACAAAUCUCAAGAGCCUUUCAGUGUCCGACAAAAGGACUUCUGGCCUCUACACGACACGCCCAAGCUCCUGGGACCGAAGUUCACCAAGGAGAAACUCGGUCACGAACCCGACGGACUCAUCUUCCAGCCCUCGAAGAAGCCGUACACGGCAGGGCGAGACGAUGAUGUCCUGAAAUGGAAGCCCAGCACUCAUAAUUCCGUCGACUUCAAGCUCGUGGUGCAGAAGGACUCCCGACCAGGGAUGUUGCCCACCACCAUUGGGUUAUUGUACGUGGGAGGCUUGAACGUCCCUUUCGGGGAAAUGAAAAGGCUCAAGAAGGAAGUCAGAGAGUUGAACCACAAAAUCAUCGAAUGUACCUGGGACGCAGAGAGAAAAGAGUGGGUUUUCAUGCGCGAGAGAACCGACAAAUCAUAUCCAAAUUCGUUUAACACCGCCAAGAGUGUUGUACGGAGUAUUCAAGAGCCGGUGACUGAAGAGUUCCUCUUGGAUUUUAUCGAAAAUCAUGCUUACAGAGAGCCCUUCCACCAACAGCAGCACCACCACCAACAGCAUCACCAACAAAAGCGUCCACCUCCUCCGGUUCCUAUGGGCCCACCCAAUCCGAAACGGCCUCGAAAUUAAUCCCAGCUAUUUUUGCGAUCACUUAUAUGAAGUUCAGUGUACAUAUAGAAGUGAAACAUCGCCCUGUUAUGUGAAAUGCG